Messenger RNA from Daldinia childiae, 609 nucleotides. Its product is annotated as Pre-rRNA-processing protein TSR2. Gene Ontology annotation, biological process: maturation of SSU-rRNA from tricistronic rRNA transcript (SSU-rRNA, 5.8S rRNA, LSU-rRNA). Bases 1 to 609 code for a protein of 202 amino acids. The transcript is spliced from 2 exons. Gene Ontology annotation, cellular component: nucleus. Lineage: Eukaryota; Fungi; Ascomycota; Sordariomycetes; Xylariales; Hypoxylaceae. The record is from RefSeq and is a predicted model, not a curated record.
AUGGAGUCGACAGAAGCAGGACCGUCGCCGGAAACCCGACAGCUUCAAUUUGAGCAGGGUGUAGCUAUCUCGCUACACCUAUGGCUCUCGCUAACAGUCGCGGUGCAAAACGGACUAGGCGGUUCCGACUCCGAGGAUAAGCGCGACUGGUUCGCCGGUGCGAUCGUCGACAUGUUUCCUAGUUUCGUCGACCUCGCCAAGCCGCGCAAGCCUAGUCAAAAGCCCCUUGCUGAGCCCGACGCUGAGGAUGUUGAAGCCACCCUGCUACAGGUAAUGUGGGACGAGUUUGAGACGAAUGUCGACGAUGACUCCGAGGUUGAGGUGGCCGAGCGCAUCGUCAAGGUCCGCACUCAAUGCGCCGCCGGAGAUUUCGAAUUCAUCGAGGAACUAAGGCGCAGAUGGCUAGCUACAAAGGGCAAAACAGUCAAGGUUCAGGAAGUAGAUGCCGGAGAUCAAGAGACCGACUGGGAGAGCGAGGACGACGAGGAUGAUGAGGAUGAUGAUGUUGAAAUGGAUGAAGCGCCUGCUCUAGUUGCAGCGCCUAAGGAGAAGCCACCUCCAGAGGUAGACGAGGACGGCUUUACAAAAGUUACACGAAAGAAGCGCUGA